Molecule: messenger RNA, 886 nt
Organism: Megalobrama amblycephala (Wuchang bream)
Lineage: Eukaryota; Metazoa; Chordata; Actinopteri; Cypriniformes; Xenocyprididae
Gene: mad2l1
Product: MAD2 mitotic arrest deficient-like 1 (yeast)
Exons: 5
Coding region: 146-754 (202 amino acids)
Biological process (GO): mitotic spindle assembly checkpoint signaling
Cellular component (GO): cytoplasm; nucleoplasm; kinetochore
Source: RefSeq, a predicted model, not a curated record
ACGCGGCGCUUACGUCAGACGCAGCGUCAAGAUUCAAACUGGUCGGCGGUUAAGAAAAUAAAAAACAAGCAGCAGCAGCAGGACUGAAAUCCUCCUCAAAAUAAUUCAAAAUAACUCCUCUAAAGUCAUCUAAACUCGACUCAAGAUGUCCAAGACUCUGAAGGGAAUCACGCUGAAGGGAAGCGCGGAACUCGUGGCUGAAUUCUUCUCGUUCGGGAUCAACAGCAUCUUGUACCAGCGAGGGAUUUAUCCGGCAGAAACCUUCACCAGAGUCACACAGUACGACAUGAGCCUUCACCUGACCACAGACAGCAAGCUGAAGAACUACCUGACCAACGUCAUCUCGCAGCUCAAAGAGUGGCUGUUCGAUUGCACCGUUCAGAAGCUGGUGGUGGUCAUCACAUGCCUGGAGACCAACGAGGUGCUGGAGCGAUGGCAGUUUGACAUCGAGUGCGACAAGACGGCGAAGGAGAGCGGAGCACCGAGGGAGAAGUCCAUAAAAGCCAUCCAGGAGGAAAUCCGCUCCGUUAUCCGACAGAUCACCGCCACCGUCACCUUCCUGCCGUUGUUAGAAACUGCCUGCGCCUUCGACCUGCUGAUCUACACUGACAAAGAUCUGGAGGUGCCAGAGCAGUGGGAGGAGUCUGGGCCUCAACUAAUCGACCAAUCGGAAGAGGUCCGCUUGCGUUCCUUCACCACAUCUAUUCACAAGGUGAACAGUAUAGUGGCCUACAAGAGGACAGACUCCAUGUGAUCGCGCUCUUCUGUUUUGUUUUCUGUUACAGUGUUUCAGUCUUCUGUAUAUAUCUAUAUAAAGCUCAUUUCUUAUUUGUUAUUUUAAAGAAUGUAUUUCCUAAUACAGAAAAUAAAUGUCUUGUUUCCAAGA